Messenger RNA from Drosophila busckii, 8216 nucleotides. RefSeq names its product mediator of RNA polymerase II transcription subunit 13 (gene skd). Gene Ontology annotation, biological process: regulation of transcription by RNA polymerase II. NCBI's taxonomy places the organism in Eukaryota, Metazoa, Arthropoda, Insecta, Diptera, Drosophilidae. The record is from RefSeq and is a predicted model, not a curated record. Gene Ontology annotation, molecular function: transcription coregulator activity. Gene Ontology annotation, cellular component: mediator complex.
AUGCUUAAAAAAAUGUGGUGCUGUUGUUGUGCAAAUCAAGCAAGAAGCCAAGAACUAUGACGCAUCAAAAUCAUCAGACUAACGGCGCUAGUUUGGAGGAUUGCCAUACAAACUUUUAUGCCUUGACUGAUUUGUGUGGAAUAAAAUGGCGCAAGUUCGUUAACGGCGAACGGCCAAAUGCCUCGAGCGAUCCAUUGGCCGACCCGAUACUGAGCUCCUAUUCGCGAUGCAUGCAGGCGGAUAUGCUUUGCGUGUGGAGGCGCGUGCAGUCGACCAAACAGGAUAACACCGAUCCGAAUGCCUUAAACUUUGAGAUUACUACAUCAACCAAAGUACACCCGCCUUUAUCGCUGGCCGCCGCCAAGGAGUUGUGGAUUUUUUGGUAUGGCGAGGAGCCGGAUCUCAGUAAACUGGUCGAUGCUGAGUUGCUCAAAGUAGCGGCCAACCAAGCGCUUUGGAAUGGCACCUGGAAAGGUGAACUCACCUAUGAGUGCCGCUCGCUGCUUUUCAAAGCGCUGCACAAUCUUAUGGAGCGAUUUGUGCUCACCAAGGACAUUGUGCGCUUUGGCAAGUGGUUCGUACAACCUUGCACUUCCAGCGAUCGUCUCUUUGGACGCAGCUCGCAACACUUAUCCUUCUCAUUCACGUUCUUCGUUCACGGCGAUACGGUUUGCGCCUCCAUAGACUUGCGCGAACAUCCCGCCGUGCGUCCGCUCACCAAGGAGUAUCUGACUGAGGCGGCUGCUGCCUUUGCCGCAGCCAGCGGUAGUCAAGCCGCCGCCGCCGCACGCAGCCAGGAUCAAAAUAAUGGCACAGCCACGCUGCCAGCGAGUUCGCCACUGGUUGAGCCCGGCAGCGAAAAGGCAGCAACGUCAACGCCGGCGCAGGCGCGUAAAGUGAUGCUAGCGCCAUUUGGCAUUGCGGCCGUGCUGACCGGCAAUAGCUACAAGGCGAACGAUCCCAUUGCCGAGAAGAUAUUACACGACUGGGAAUCGUUUUUUCCGCUGUGCAAUAAGGACAACACGGAUGUGCCACCAGUGGUCGAGGUGGUAUCGGGUGGUCAUAAGAUGUAUCAUCCCACAAACUAUGUACUAGUCACGGAUCUGGACGACAUGGAGCAGCUGGAAUUUACGGAACUGCAUAAAGCGAAUGGCGCUGCCAGCGGCGGUCCCGUUGCAACAGCAGCUGAAACAGCUGUGCUUGCCUCGUUAUCUGUGCCCAGCGCUACAGCUGCGGCCAAAGAGGCAGCGGCGGCAACAGCGCGCAAGGCCACAACGCAAGCGGUCAGCGCCUUGGAGCGUUUAACGUUUCAGCCCUACUACGAUCAGCGUCCCACAUCGGGCUUCACCUUCAAUACCAACAAUACUCAUAUACCUGCCUCAGCGGCUAUUGAGAUGCCAGAGCGUGCCUGGCAGGAUUGUAUUAUGAAUACGCUGCAUGUGGAUGCAGCUGCAGCAGGAGCAGCGUCCGCAACAACGACGAAUAUUAAAGCUGAAGAAGAUCAGAGCAAGCAAACGGAUUCCAAGCAGCUGGUGCAGCAGCAAAUCCAACAGCAGCAGCAACAAAGAAAAAAGCUGUGGAACUUUGUGGAUCCUAUGCAGAAGGCGCCCUGCAUAUGCACCAAUGCUCAAUGCAGCGGCAGCAGCAGCAGCAGCAGCAGCAGCAAACGUCAGCAGAGCAAUAACAGUCCUAGCCUGGCUGUUGGCUCGCCUGCAUUGCGUGCAGCGAUCAGUGCUGUUAGCAGCGGCGUCGGCAGCAGCAGCAGCAACAGCAAAUCAACAACGUUCCAGCAUUAUCAACAACAACAGCAACAUCAUUUUUAUCAAAGGCCAGGCACACCUGCACUACCAACAGCAGCAGCAGCAACAACAGCAAUCGCAGCAGCAGCAACAUCAAGUGUGGGUGCUUAUGCUGCCUACUCUUCCGUCUCCGUCUCCGCGGCAGCCUCUGCCUACUGCGCCGCCAAUUCCAACACUACUACUACUUCCCACUACUAUUCCUCAAGCGCUGCUGCUGGUGGCGGCAGCCUAAAGCGACAAAUUGUGCCGUUUCACAAGCGUUUUCUGCUCAAUAACAAUCAGUCAGCGUUAAGACCUUACAACAACAACACCACAACUACUUCCUCUACAACAACAACAGACACCAAAAUACCAAAACAAAGACAUACAACGCCGGCUGGCACGACGACGGCGACGACGACAGCGGCGGGCAGCACGCCCAGCCAGGGUGGAGCAGCGGCAACGCCAACGCUUGCUGCCGCCGCCAGCUCGUCGGUGGGCUCACCUGCAACACCAGCGCCUUCACCACAUGCCAACACACACGCCAAUCCCAACUCGGCAAACUCACAGCAGCCCACAUCGGUGCCGCCCGCGGAGCAACUGCUCAAUAUGAGUCCUCAUGCGCCCACUUCCGUUUCGAAUCUGCAGCAACCAGCGACGCCCAUUGAUCAUCUGCUGGACAAGAAUACGCCUGCGCCUACGCCAACGGAUCAGCAUGAUAGCAAAAGCAUUACCGCCUCACCCUAUGUACAUCAGACACCCAGCGUGGAACCGCCGCCGCAGCCAAAUGAAACGCAAGCGCCCGGCAGCGUGCCACAGCAGCAACCAGCCACGCCCACGCCAGCAACAGCCAAUGCCAGCAGCGGCAGCACACAGCAGCAGCACACAGCAACAACGCCUGCUGCUGCACCAACGCAGCAAUGUGGCACCAUCAGUGUUAAGAAGCUAGAGAUGCAGCAACAGCAGCCACAGACACAGUCGACGAUCAUUAAGCAGGAACCAGGCACAGCACGCGCACCGCUGCAGCAACAACAAGCACAACAACAACAACAACCCCAGCAGCCCAGUGCCAUGGAGGCAGUCAACAAUCUGUUGAAUCUCUACAAGCCACCGCAGCUGACGUUAAAGGAUGCGGAUAGCUUUUAUGACGACGAGUGGCUCAAGGAGGUCAUCUAUGAUUUUAGCUUUCAAGAGAAUUGGGAUUAUUUGCCUGUAAAGCGACCAAAGUUGAACGAGAGCAGCAAGCAGCGUCGACCACGUUAUGCCAAGAACCUCUACGAAGGACAUACGCACUUUAAGCCGUUGAUGCCUUCACCUGGCUCUGUCUACGGCUCGCUGCUGGCCAUAGAUGGCAACAGCAAUGCCCUGCAGACGACGCAGAACGCUGGCGCCGGCAGUGGACUGGUGGGCAUAGCCAGUGUUGGCUUCGGCAGCGGCGCAGCUGCUGUCAGCAACGAUGAGACGGAUCAAGCAGAGCGCAACUCUGGUAGCGGCGGCUUCUUCUCAGGCCUGGACAUCAAAACCGAACCGGGCUUGCAUUCGCCCUGCAAGGAGUCCAAAUCCCAGAGCGCAGGCAGCGGUGGCGGCAAUCUGUUUACCGCUGAAGGCCUGAAUCCCUCGCUUAACGAUUUGGAGCAGCUGUUUGAGACAAGCUCGAAUGAUGAGUGCAGCAGCGUGCAGAUCCAUACGCCACCCGACUCCAAUAAUCCCUCGAAUGGCGGCUGCAGUGCAGUAAGCAAUACCAUUGACGAGCUGAAGCGCAGCACGGCGGUGGCCAGCGCUGUGGUUGCUGCUGUGGUAGCCAGCUCCGGUGCGGGCAGCAUACAGGCUGAAGACCUGACCAAAAUGUUUCCGACGCCGCCGAGCCACGAGCAACAGCAUCCCAACUCGAGUCCCUGUCAGACAGAUGUGGUUAUGACGGAUCUCAGCGUGGAGACCAGCAGCACUUUGACAGUGGCCAGCAACGCGUCCAGCGUUAUGCUGAAGUUAACCAAGCAGGAGUACAGCGUAGAGCUGGGCAGUCCCGUCGAAGAGCCCAUUGAGGAUUGGAGUUUUGUCUACAAACCGCCGCAGCAGGAGAAAUUUGUGGGCUCGUCGCGCUAUGCGCCGUUGACCAAUCUGCCCAGUCAAACGCUGCCGCCACUCAAUAUGCCCGCCAAUUGUUACUACAAGCCCACCUGGAGUCUGGCGCACAAAACGCGUGCAGCCACAUUGGCCAAGGCGGCGGCAGCGCAGCAGCAACAGCAGCAGCAUCAAAAGCAUCAGCAGCUGCAGCAGCACAUACAACAGCAUCAGCAACAGCAGGCGGCAGCAGCAGCAGCACAACAGGCAGCAGCGGCGGCAGCAGCUGCGCAUCCGCACCAGAAACAUCAGCAUUUGCAUGAGCUGCUCUUGGCGGGGCCGAGAACGCCCAUGAAUGCAGCAGCAAUGCCCUCGCCCUCGACAGUGCCACAGCCUUUGAGCAGCGGCGGCAGCCAGCUGCUGCUCAAUCAACUCAACUGUCCGCAGGCGCCGCCAGGCAGCUCCAUGCAGCAGCUGAUGCAACGCGCCGGCAUGUCACCUGGCAUGACACCCUCGCCAGCUGGCCCCGGCGUGGGCGUGCCCUUUCCACGCAGCAGUCCCAUGCAUCAUGCGGGCAUAAGACAAACGCCAACGCAUCCACCGCCACCGUAUCCAUACGAUCUGGCCGUGGCCAGUCCAGCCAAUUCCACGUCCUCCUCGUACCUCAACAAGCAGUUCCACUCCCAGGAGCCGCAGCCGCAGGGCCAGGGCAUGCAGCAAAUGUACAUGCCCAUGGGCGGUGGUGGACCAGCUGGUGGUGGACCGGGCAUGCAUCCGCAGGACAACAAGCUGGCCAUGAUGCAUUACACGAACAGCGGCAGCAGCGCCACCAGCUUGGGCCUGCUGCAGGAGCUGCCCGAAGUCAACUCCGUGCUGGUGAACAUCUUGCUCUAUGAUACGGCGCUGAAUGUCUUUCGGGAUCACAACUUUGACAGCAGCAGCGUCUGCGUUUGCAAUGCGGAUACGCAAAAGAUUGGCAAUAUACGUGGCGCCGACUCCGGCGUCUAUGUGCCGCUGCCUGGCAGCAGCUUUAAUCCAUUUCCAUCACAUCGCAGCGGUGGCGCGCACGCCAUGCGCAUGAUUAGUGCCUUUGGUGGCGGCGGCGGCGGCGGCGUCAUGGAUCCCGGAGCUGGCUCUGGGAUGCUUGGUCAUGGUCCCAAUAGCGGCUCCAGCAGCAGCAGCUGCACGCCGCCCAGCAGCAAUCCACACAUCACUGGCUAUGUGGACGACGAUCCCGUGGAGUGCACUUGCGGCUUCAGUGCAGUCGUCAAUCGACGACUCUCACAUCGCGCUGGGCUAUUCUACGAGGAUGAGCUGGAGAUAACAGGCAUUGUGGACGAUCCCGGACGCCAUAAGCAGAGCACGCUGCUGAGCUUAAUACAAAGCUUGAGUCGCAAAAACGUGCACAAGCUGCAGGCACAGGGACAGGAGCUGGAGCGCGUGACCACAGCGGCGGCUCAGCAGCUGGAGCAGCUGGCGCAUGCCAUCUUUGAUUUGCUGCUGGACCAGUGCUCCAUUAUACGCACCUCCAGCAGCUCCGUGCAUCGCGCGCUGCAGUCGCAUCGACGUCGCAUGAGCCGGCAGCGCAGACUCUUUGGGAAUAGUGGACUGCCCACAGCUUCGAUGGCGUCCAUUGCCAAUGUGCUGGAGUUUACGGAUGCGCACGAUGUCAUCAGCCUGGCGCUGGAGCAGGCGCGUCUGGCCUUUGAGACGCAGCGCAUGGAUAUGAAUAUGCUGGAGUUUGGCCACGGCGGCCAUGGACAGUCGCAUCAUCAUCAUCAACAUACGCAUCAGCAACAGCUUAGCGCCUUUCAUCCGGCGCCCGCCCUGCGGCAGAAACUCAUGGCACUGGGCAGUGGAACGCUAACAGUGCACAAGUGGCCUUAUCUGCCCGUGGGAUUCACGCGCAGCAACAAGGAGAUAGUGCGCACCAUGAACGCCAUACAGCCGAUGCUGCAGAGCGCCUUUCAUUGCAAGUCCCGUGGUGGCGCCGCCGGCUCCAAGGAUGCCAGCUCCUAUAAUACCGUUAGCGGUCCUUUGACCUGGCGUCAAUUCCAUCGUCUGGCCGGACGCGCCUCCGGCCAGUGUGAGCCACAGCCCAUACCCUCAGUGGUGGUGGGCUAUGACAAGGAUUGGAUCUCUGUGGCGCCGCAUUCCAUACACUACUGGGACAAGUUCUUGCUCGAGCCCUACUCCUAUGCCCGGGACGUUGUCUACAUGGUCGUCUGUCCGGAUAAUGAGCAUGUGGUUGCCAGCACGCGCAGCUACUUCCGCGAGCUGAGCAGCACCUACGAGAUGUGCAAGCUGGGCAGGCAUACGCCCAUCAAGGGCUGGGACGGUGUGCUGCAAGUGGGCGCCUCCACGCCCACGGAGCGAGACCUAAGCACGCCGCUGGAUGAUUGGCUGCGCACGCUGGAGCAUGCGCCACUGGCGGAGCAAAUACGACGCUAUGCUGUGGCGUUUCUCAAUCAGCUGGCGCCCUAUUUAAGUCGCGUGCCCAAUGACAAGACGCUGCUCAAUCCGCCGGAUGCGAACAGCAGUCAUGCGCAUAAGACGCCAACAGCUGCCAGUGCCGCUGGUGAGCACAGCAUGGACACUGCCACCAGCAUCAAGCUGGAGCCCGGCACGGAUCAGGAGCAGGACAACAGCAAACAGCAGGAUCCGAAGUCCGGCUCGGCAGCAGCGGAUGUCAAGCCCACGCUCGUGCUGGGUGAUCCUCUGGGCGUGGGCGAAGCUCUCGAAGACAUUAAUCCUGCCGCCAUUGUGCUUUAUGUAGUUAAUCCCUUUACGUUCGCCUCCGAUAGCUACGAUCUGGAGCGGCUGGCCCUAAUAGCGCUGCUGCGCUGCUAUGCCGAGCUGCUCAAGGCUGUGCCGGAUUCGGUGCGUGCGCAAAUGAAUAUACAGAUUAUUUCACUGGAGUCCAUCAUGGAAUUGGGGCCUUGCGGCAAUCGUCGUCGCUUCUCGGAUGAAAUCAAGUGCCUGGCACUGAACAUUUUCUCUCAGUGCCGUCGUCAUCUGGUGCAUGCACAGCCCGUCAAGAGUCUGACGGGCUUUGGCACUGCCGCCAACAUGGAAACCUUUCUCAAGACCAAGGAUGAGCCCAAUCGACGCGCCUACAAAAUGUACACGCCGCCCUUUGUGCUGGCGCCCAUGCAUGAGCGCAACGACAAGACGGACUUCUCACGCGCCGCCGGCAGCAUGCAUGGCCAGAAUGAGACUCGCUACUCGGUUAUGUAUUGCAACUAUUGCCUGAGCGAGGAUCAGGCCUGGCUGCUGGCCACCGCCACCGAUGAGCGUGGCGAGCUGCUCGAGAAGGUCUGCAUCAACAUCGAUGUGCCCAAUCGCUCGCGACGACGCAAGGCGCCCGCGCGCUAUGUGGCGCUCAAGAAGCUCAUGGACUUUGUCAUGGGCCUGAUAUCGCAGACCUCGCAAAUGUGGCGUCUGGUCAUCGGACGCAUUGGGCGCAUCGGCCACAGCGAGCUCAAGUCGUGGAGCUAUCUGUUGAGCAAAACGCAACUGCAGAAGGCUUCCAAACAGUUCAAGGACAUGUGCAAACAGUGCACGCUCAUGUAUCCACCCACCAUAUUGAGUGCCUGCUUGGUAACACUGGAACCAGAUGCCAAGCUACGUGUUAUGCCCGAUCAGUUUACGCCGGAUGAGCGCUUCUCCCAAAUCUCCAUGCAGAAUCCGCUUUCCACGCCCCAGGAUGUCACCUGUACACACAUUCUGGUCUUUCCCACCAGCGCUGUCUGUGCGUCCUUUACGCGCCAAUUCCAAAACGAGCCGCAGGUGGACGAUGACUUUCUCACCUUUGGCGAGGAGGAGGGCAACGAGGACUUUAGCGACGCUGACAUUGGAGAUCUCUUUUGGGAUUCUCACAUGGAUCGUGUCUCGAAUCAUGGCAGUCCUGGACGCAUGGAAGACAAUCGCAGCUGGCAAAGCGCUGGUGGCAACAAUUUCAAAUGCACGCCGCCUCAGGAAGUGGAGGAGGUUGGCUCACUGAAUCAGCAGCCCAUUUCCGUUGGCUAUAUGGUUUCGACAGCGCCAACGGGUCGCAUGCCCGCCUGGUUUUGGUCGGCCUGUCCACAUCUGGAGGAUGUUUGUCCUGUCUUUCUGAAAACGGCGCUGCAUUUGCAUGUGCCCAAUAUACAAAUCGCCGACGAUAUACUCAACUCGACCAAUGCCCAUCAGUCGGCAAAUGAUCAUCCCUUGGACUCGACGCUUACUGCCGAUGUCUUGCGCUUUGUGCUCGAGGGCUACAAUGCGCUCUCCUGGCUGGCGUUAGACUCGAAUACGCACGAUCGUCUCUCCUGUCUGCCCAUCAAUGUGCAGACUCUCAUGGAUCUAUACUAUUUGACGGCAGCCAUUGCUUAACAU